This is a messenger RNA of Prorocentrum cordatum, 1950 nucleotides long. The record is from the annotation of a GenBank genome assembly. NCBI's taxonomy places the organism in Eukaryota, Dinophyceae, Prorocentrales, Prorocentraceae.
AUGUCGCGGGCCCCGGACUCCGGCCGCGUCUUCGCGGGCGGGAAGGGCGCGAACCAGGCGGUGGCGGCCGCGCGUCUGAGCGGUGGGACGGGCCGGAAGGUGCAGUUUGUCUGCCAGUUCGGCAACGACGCGCACGCGCCGAUGUUGAGGAAGACGCUCGUGGAUCACGGCGUCGACAUCUCUGGCUCCGGCCACUGCAAGGACAAGCCGUCCGGCCAGGGCUACGUGUUCCUGGAGCCCGACGGCACCGCGUCGAGCGUCGUGGUGGGAGGCUCCAACGCCUCGUGGCCGAGCGAGAUCCCCGCGGAUCUCUCUCGCCUCGUGGGCGGAGCGAGCGCCGUGCUGCUGCAGAGAGAGAUCCCAGAGCACGUGAACGAGUACGUGGCGCAGGCUGCGAGCUCGGCCCGGGUGCCCAUCCUCCAGGACGCGGGCGGCGAGGACCGGCCUAUCUCCGACGCGCUCCUCGGCAUGGCCGACUUCGUGGCCCCGAAUGAGACCGAGCUCGCGCGCCUCACCGGCCUGCCCGUGGCCUCGGAGGCGGAGGCCGUGGCCGCCGCCGAGCGGCUGCAGGCGCGGGGGGCGCGGGCCGUGCUGGUGACGCUGGGCGAGGGCGGCGCGCUGCUCCUCACCGGCCAGGGGCUCCUCCUGAGGCAGCCCUGCCUCCGGGUCCCGGGCGGCCGGGUCGUGGACGCCACCGGGGCGGGCGACAGCUUCCGCGCCGCCUUCGCCACCGGGCUCGUCGAGGGGCGGCCACUGGAGGAGUGCCUGCGGCUCGCCGCGGCCGCGGGGGCGCUCGCGGUCUCCAGGCUGGGGGCGAUCCCCAGCCUGCCCACCCGCGAGGAGUGCGAGCAGCUGGCGUUCGGCACGCCCUCCUUCGCGGUCGGUGGCUCCAGCGCCAGCAGCUCGGCUCCGGCGCCAGCGCCAGCGGCUCCAGCGCCAGCAGCUCCGGCGCCAGCAGCUCGCGACCGCGAGGAGGGCCGCGGCGACGGGUUCCCGCUGAAGUUCGCCUCCCGCCUGAACUCGAUGAAGGACAGGCUCGACCUGUGGGGCGGCGCGAACGACGUCCUCGGGUGGGUGGCCCGCCAGGGCACCAUCCGGGGGCUGGGGCUCGUGGACUUCAACUACCCGCAGCACCUGAGCGGCCUGGCCCCCGAGCAGGCCCGGGGGGCGCUGCGGGCGUCUGGGCUCGAGGCGGGGGCGGUGUGCCUGCGCUACCCGAAGGAGUUCAUCCUCGGCGCCCUGACGAACCCUGACGCGGCGCUGCGGCAGAGGGCCAUAGACAUCACCUUGGAGGCUGGGGCCUGGGCCCGCGAGCUGGGGGCGCGGGAGCUGAUCGUGUGGUCUGCCUUUGAUGGCUACGACUACUCGAUGCAGGUGGACCACACAGCGCUGUGGUCACGAAUCGUGGAUGCCUUUCAGAAGGUGUGCAGCGCUUAUCCCGAUCUGCUGGUGUCACUCGAGUUCAAGCCGACCGACGAAAACAUGCGCUUCUUUGCAGUGCCCAGCACCGGGGCUGCCAUGUUGCUCGUGAGGGAUAUUGACUGUCCGAAUAUGGGCCUGACCCUAGACUUCGGUCAUUGUCUGGCGGCGGGGGAAAAUCCUGCUCAGAGCGCCGCGAUGGUCGGGUCAGCCGGCAAGCUUUUCGGUAUACAGUUGAACGACGGCUACCAGCGCAUCGGAGCAGAGGACGGGCUGAUGUUCGGCUCGGUCCACCCCCUCAUGGCGCUCGAGUUUGUGAUGUGGCUGCAAAAGACAGACUACAAGGGCCACGUGUAUUUCGACACCUUUCCGAACGAGGAUCCCGUGCGCGAGGCGGAGUACAACAUCCGCCGCUUCAAGGCCCUCUGGCGCCGCGCCGAGCGCCUGCAGCAGCACCUGGGCGGCCGCCUCGCUGCGCACGACGCCCUGGGCGUGCUGGAGGCGAUGGAGGAGCUCGGCGACGAGUGCUAG